This is a messenger RNA of Nomia melanderi (Alkali bee), 1001 nucleotides long. The record is from RefSeq and is a predicted model, not a curated record. Lineage: Eukaryota; Metazoa; Arthropoda; Insecta; Hymenoptera; Halictidae.
UUUGAAUGUUUUUGCUGCGUCACUGACUUAUCGAAACUCUAUGUACCUUUCUCUUUCCAGGAACAAGAAGAUGUGUACCCGUUCACGGCCACGCAACUCAUUAUACUGCUACUGUUCAUAUUUGGUAUCUUUUUCGCGCUGAUAAUGUACUGCAAAACCUGUUCCAGCUUUUACAGAUCCUAUCAGGAGAGAUUCUUGGAGGAAAGAGAAUGUCGCGGCGAAGAGAAUGAGGCUAAUUCGUUGCACAAUUCGUAUUACACAAUACAAGAAUCCAGAGACAGGCCGCCGUCUUACAGCGAAGCCUGCGGUGCUCCUCCCCUUUACGGAUCACCUUUCAACAGAGCAAGCGUCUAUGCUAGAGCCACCGCCGGUUUACCCAGACACCCCCAAGCUACCGGACAGGGGGCGCGAUCAAGGUCCUCCGGUGAACUGUCACAUGUGACGGAUAGAAAGGAGCCCCGGGCGAUUUGUACAAAUGUUUCCAAGAACGAUCCCCUACUCGACUCACUAUCAUGGCGAAUAAACAGAAAUGACUAUUCAGUUCUAGUUGCUCUUUCAUUGUUCGUUCGCUGGCGAAGAAAACGAUACCGGUUUGUUUCUUUAUUUGGGGGAUAAAAUGAAGAAAAGUCAACCGUAAAAGUUCACAUGAUUAUAUAAUGAAAAUGUCAUUUAUUUGAUGUGGUGCAAUGACUUAAAGUAAAAUGGAAAAAUGAACGUUUCUUGUAUGAGCUGGGUUCGAUGAACAGCCGUGCGCCGUGUACUCCGUGGAGCUACCACUGCUGAACUAUUCAGUUACAAAAAAGCUUUUUAUCGUCAGGGUUUAAAUGCAAUGUACAACGGAAGUGGUGUGUAUCAGACAGCAGCGCAGUAGUAGCUGGCGCGACGACACGAGGGCACCGCUGAUUUCCAUGAUGAGGUAACACUUGUCUUACUUGUACUUAGUUUAUCAAAUUAUCCAGUCAUACGCUCAUGCAGAUUGGUUCGAAGAAUUGCAUCUAAUA